Molecule: messenger RNA, 1777 nt
Organism: Raphanus sativus (radish)
Lineage: Eukaryota; Viridiplantae; Streptophyta; Magnoliopsida; Brassicales; Brassicaceae
Product: transcription factor MYB106-like
Exons: 5
Coding region: 735-1469 (244 amino acids)
Source: RefSeq, a predicted model, not a curated record
UUUAUUGGAUUUUUAUUAGUUAAAGAUUAUGGAAAAUUAUUAUUCACAAAAAUCAAUGUAUUUUUAAUGUGAUUUCUUAAUAUAUGUGAAAAGUCUAGAAUAUGUAUCUUUAAAAAACAGAGGGAGUACAAAUAAACUUACGCACCUCAUAAUUACUCAGACUGACAGGCACCCCAAAGCACGAGUCGCAAACAAUGUAGUCACCAAUCCACCACUGAUUUUAGAAAAAAACUUGGUGAUACACAAACAAUGUGUAUUUUAAUAUUUUGAUAGCUAAAAUAAUUGUAUUAUAAACAAAGAUAUUGUGGUAAUAAAUUACAAAACUUUUCUAACUCAAUGAUUUGAUUUUUUGAAGGUGUUACGUAAUUGAUGUUUUAUUGUUCCCCUAAAAACUUUACUCUUGAUUUUGUACGCAUACGUUUUCGCAGGAUUUGGUACCUUUGUAGAAAAUUUGUACUUCUACAAAAACUUUUCAAAAAUGUUAUAAAAUCGUUAAAUCUAGCGGCAAGGUUAAAAAUCCCACGAUGGAAAUAUAGUAAAACCAAAAAUAUAGGUGUUAUAUAUAACUGUAUAUCCCUUAUACACAAUCCCACUGCUCACCCUCUCUAGACCAUUUCACUUUAACUAAAAAAGAAGAGAGAGAGACUCACUUCCAAAUACACUAUAUCUAUCUUAUUCUAAUACUGUCUUAUCUGUGAAUGUGGCAUCUAUAGGAUUGCUCGGCCUGAGAAAAAAUGGGGAGGAAGACGUGGUUUGACGACGACGGGAUGAAGAAAGGAGAGUGGACAGCGGAGGAAGACGAAAAGCUCAUCGCUUACAUCAAUGAGCAUGGCAUGUGUGAUUGGCGUUCAAUCCCCAAAAGAGCUGUAGGUUUGCGGAGGUGUGGAAAGAGCUGCAGAUUAAGGUGGCUUAAUUACCUAAGGCCUGGGAUUAAAAGAGGCAAAUUCACUCCUCAGGAAGAAGAAAAGAUCAUCAAACUUCAUGCUGUUCUCGGAAACCGGUGGGCAUCCAUUGCGAAGCACAUGGAGAAUCGAACCGACAACGACAUCAAGAACCACUGGAACUCCUGUCUCAAGAAAAAACUGUCGAGGAACGGAAUUGACCCGAUGACCCAUGAGCCCAUCAACAAUAACCUCACCGUCACGACCACUUACGUAGAAUGUGGUAGCUCUUCUACGACUACGGGGCCAACAACGGAAAGCCAUUGUUCCUCCGCACCUUCCGGCUCGGCUUGUCUCCUGAACAAGCUCGCCGCAGGUAUCUCAUCUAGACAAUACGAUCUCAACAUGAUUAAGAACAUCUUGUUUGACCCGAGAACCACAAGCAAUUAUCAAGGUGAUAAAGAAGAGGCAAAGAGGGAUCAGAAGAUUGGUGGUUGUGAAGAAGAAGGCGAUUUUCUGAUAUGGGACGACGAAGAAGUUAGGCGUCAGGGCCGUCUUUUAGCACGUGCAAGUGGAGCGGUCGAAUAGGGUCCAAAAUUUUAGAGGGGUCUGUGAAAAGUUUGAGACGGCCCUGUUAGGCGUUAUAUGGAGACUGACGAAAUGGAGUACGAGACGACGCCGUACGUGUCCCUCUUGUACUAGAGUACUCGCAUCUUCUGACUCGGUCCUCUUGUACGCCGUACGUGUGUUGUAUGUAUUGUUGCAACGAAGAAAAAUAAUGUGGACCACUUUAACCAAAGAGAAUGACAGUGAAACGAAAAAUGCAAAAUAGCAGUACAAAAUGAAUUUACGAAAAUAAGUCGACGCCAAUGAAGAUUGUUUAGUUUGGGUAAUUA